This is a messenger RNA of Symbiodinium sp. CCMP2592, 6591 nucleotides long. Lineage: Eukaryota; Dinophyceae; Suessiales; Symbiodiniaceae. The record is from the annotation of a GenBank genome assembly.
AUGGCUGCAUUGCCUGCGGCACAAGCUGUGCCAGAUGAUGACGAUGACGACCUUGGGGGUCCAGUGCUCCCUCCUUUGCAGCCGAUACAUGUGACCGCGUUGUUGCAUCAACUGGGCAACACAACAGCUCUCUUGGGUCAGGUGAUAGGGCAGCGCAGUGCCAGUGAUUCUUCGGUGUCGGGACUUACAGGCAAAGACAUGUCUCGCAUCAUGCCCCGUCCAGAGCCUUUCCGUGCUGCAACGAGGGAACAAGAGCAUUCUGCUUGGCCUUCAUGGCUUUGGUCUCUUGAGCAGUAUUUGACUGUCUUGGACCCCAAGUUCGGAGAAGAGAUCGAUCAGCUGAAAUCAAACUUGCACCGGCAGGUGAACAUUUCUCCCGCAGCCACAGACAUCGUCUCGCGCUCGCGGCAGCUCUUCGCUUUGCUUUCGGUGUUGGUAAAGGGACGUGGGUUUCUUGUGAUCAAGUCGGUCUCUGGGAACUGUGGGUAUGAAGCCCUUCGGCAGCUCAUUUCCUUGUAUGCACCGCAGAGCAAGUCACGCAGCCUUGGCAUCUUGACGGCCCUGACACAGGUCAGUGCUUUUAAAUCUGGCGAGGCAAUGUUUCCACAGAUUCUUGAGCUUGAACGGGUUUUUACAGAGUACGAGAGCGCUUCGCAACAGCUUCUUCAGGAGGAGCUCAAGACGGCGCUCCUUUUGCGUUGUUUGCCCGCUGCUUCGAGAAAUCAGGUUCAUGCCACCCUUCCGGAGGAUGCUUCGUAUGCUGCAGUGAGGGACUGUGUCUUGCGCAUCGAAAGGCAGCAGUUCAAGUGGCAAGGCGUUUCAUACUUUGGUGAUGUUGCGCAGGGUUCAGGUGCAGGGACUGGCGAUGGUGCCAUUCCUAUGGAAAUCGACCGUGUUGCCGGCAAAGGCAAGAAGGGCAAGGUGCAGGCUGUGUCCGAGGAGUCGGGAUCCACCGUCUCGACUGUGACUCCGUCUCAGAGUGCCUCUCAGGUUGGUGCAAAGGGUCGGGUUGCUAGGCUUGCGGAGAUAGACCUUACAGCCUUUGAUGAGUGUGAUGAGGAGUUUCUUGAUGGAGACACCCGCGUUUGCAUGAUUCAGUGCAGCAUGGAACGAGUUGAGCACUUUUCGAUCAGUGACCCCUCUGAGGUUCGUUGCAACGCUUGGGAUACGAUCUGUGAGUACGAGCUUUUGAGCCUCCCGAGUGAUGUGCUCUUGAAGCUGUGUGAAGCCAAGCAGCUGGAGUGCCAUGCGGAUCAUUCCAAAUCCCUUGCAGAUCCCUUCAAGUGCCAUGCAGAUCAUUCCAGAUCCCGUGCAGAUUCCUUCAAGUGCCCUGCAGAUCAGUCCAGAUCCCUGGCAGAUUCCGUCAAGUGCCCCGUGCAUCAGGUCAGUUGUGAUGCCGAUCAGGUUGGUGAUCCUGCUCCAUCGUCGGCUCAGAGGUUCGUCGAUGCUUCAGGUCGUUUGCUGCAGUCCAAAGGCAUACGCAUUGCAGAGGUUCGUGUUGGGUCCAUCAGGUUCCGUGAAAAGUUCUUGAUCGGAGGAGUUACUUGCCCUCUCCUUUCUUUGGGCAAAUUGUACAAGGCAGGAUUUUACGUAAUCCCCUCCACUUCAGGUGACAGUGACUUCAUCCUCACCAACGGUGAUCUGUCCGAACCGGUCAGGUUGAAGAGGCAAUCUCUAUGCGCAACGGGCAGUGUGCGUGUCCUCAACGCUCUACCUUCAGCAGUGCGGGCGGUGAGUGCAGCAUUGCAUGGUCCUUUGCUCCGUCUUGACUCUUCAGGGUGGCAAAGGAUAGGUUCCAGACGCUAUGCGCUCCUAAGUUUUGGGCAGGCUUAUGUCGACAGCACGCUGAUUCCCUUGACUGAGUUGCUUUGGUAUCGCACCACACUUGUGCGCAGAGAUGGCCGGUGGACCGUUGCUGAGUUGGCGGCCGAUGUGAGCUCUUUGACGGAUCGUACGUUGCCGCUUGGGCCCCCGGCUGUCGAACAGGUUAUCACCAUUGCGUAUGACGAUGCCUCCCUAAGUCCUGAGAGCCUAGGGUUUAGUCCCUCUGAUUCCGAUGACGUGCCAAGUUCCCUUCAAGGUGCAGGUUCUGUUGAGGCUCCAGAGGUUCCGAUGCCAGAUGCCGCCGAUCAAGGUGCAGGUGUAGGCGGACUUGAAGGUGAUAGCGAUCUCCCUCCGAGUGCUGAUCAAGCGGCUCCAGUCGCUCCUGCGGCUGAUGGAGGUGGAGAGGCGGCUCCAUCUGAACGCGAAGUCAUUGACAGCGUCACUGUGAACGGUGUUGUGAUUGACCGCAACUCUUCGCUUCGGGUCAUGCGUGCUGCCCUUGUCAGCCUUGGCUUGGGUAAGAAUGGGUCUAAGAGCCAGUGUUGGGAGCGUUUGGUGCGCCAUCUGCGUGAGUCCGAUCUUUUGCGUGAGCAUCAGGUCCAUCACAACUUGAGCGCCGAGCUGAGUCGGCCACCACAUGCACCACCAGUUCCUGCAGCUCCUUCGGACCACGAUCGUGCACAACAUGUGCUGACACAUGAACCGUACCAGCCCUGGUGCGAUGCUUGUGUCAAGUUUCGCGGAAGACAGGAUCGCCGCCCGUCUGAGGCUUCGCAUGAUCCUGGAUCUCGGUCUGUCUUGUCUUUUGACUUUGGAUACUGCUCGAGGGAAGCCGAUGACGGUGUUCGAGAAGCCAAGGACCGCCUGACAGUCUUGUUUCUUCAUGAUCGUCACACCAAAGCCGUGCAUGCCAUUCCUACGGCUCAGAAGGGCGGCAGCAGCCUCAGUCACUUGGUUACAGAAUCCGCGAGGUUUGCGAUAUGGUUGGGUCACCGGUCCCUCCGACUCCGAUGUGAUAAUGAACCCGCUAUCCUUGCGGUGCAAGCCGGUCUCUUGAAGGCCCUUCGGAAUCUUGGUGUCGACGUGUCCAAGGACACCGCUCCUGUGGAGUCUCACCAGAGCAAUGGUCCGGUUGAGCAGGACGAUCAAGUGUUGUUUCCACCGCUGCAUCCGAUCUACGGAUGGGCCCUUGCCCAUGCCUGCUGGCUUCGCAACCGUUACACGCCUGUGCAUGGCACUACUCCGUACGAGGCUGUGACUGAUUCGGCGUACAGCGGCACCAUCUGUCGCUUUGGAGAAAAGGUCCUGGGAUACCUCAAACCUGACGGCAAAUCCUCGGCGCGCUGGCGCCACGGCCUCUGGCUUGGAAAAGCUAUAGGCAAUGACACCCACAUUUUGGGUUUGGUCGGUGGCGUCUUCGUGACGCGCUCAGUGCGAAGGUUUGAAGACAAUUUCGAUCCGGACUUUGCAGCCAGCUUUGAUGUGAGUGUUUUCGAGCACGGGCUCUCGUCCAUAGGGGGGAAACUUGUACUUGGGCACAAGAAGCCAGCCGCUCCUGUUGCAAUGCCUAUCCCAGCCUACGUUGGCCCUCCUCCUUCACCACCAGCCGCUGCAGAAUCGCCUCUUCCUCACGAGGCUCGAGGCUCUCCUUCACAGAUUGCAGGCACCGACUCGCCAGUGCGGUCUCCAACAUCCAUCAACUAUAGCCCUUCUGAUGGCAUGAGUGCCACGGAGGAUGCUGCUCUUUCUGAUCGUCACGGUGAUGUGUUGUUCACUGACGCAGGUGAACCCAGCUCAGCCGAGGCGGGGAUGCCCGCAAUUCCUGCCGAGGCGGGGGCAGUUGCCUCAUCCGCUCCUCUGAUUUCUGAGGCUCUGGGCCUCAGUGAGAAUCCUCGACCAGCCAAGGUCGCCCGCAGGUCUGAUGAUGACCAAGUGAUGGCUCUUGAAGGGCAGAUUUCUUUGAUUACCGCCCCUGGCUGCUGUGCGGAUGAAGUGCCGGCUGGAGAUUUGCUUGUAACCUCUGGAGAGGAGUCUCCCUGCGUUGUGCACAUCAGGCAAGUGUGUUAUGAGCAUGAGGAUGAAAAUGUCACUUUGACGUUUGAUGGUGACACGCUUGAUGAGCUCGAGGAUUACGACCAAAGUUUUCUUGAGGAUCAGUCUGGUGACACUGAGUUGCUGCCUGAGCUGUGUCGGCCUCGCACUUCAGACAUUGAGCCAGAGCUCUCUCCGGAGGAGCUCGAAGCUUUGGAUGUGAUUGCUGAUGGAGUUGAGAUUGCUAGGCUAGAAGGCAUGACUGUGCUGCUUCCUGAGUCAGCAGCUCAUAACGAUGAGUACGCUGGUCAAGAGGCCACUCACCUCACCACGCGCAUGGUGCGCACGUGGCGUGAGAAGGAGCUUGGUGGCUCCCCAGUUUGGUACCGACGCAGCCGGUACGUGGCCCGAGAGUAUGCGUGGCUCAAUGAGCGUCAUGACCUCUUUUCGCCCGCCUCCACAGCACUUUCGAACCGCUUGCUGCCGAUCCACUACCUGUGUCACGAGCCUGACCCUGAUGAUCCUUGGGUCAUGGUCGCCCUCGACAUCAGUGACGCUUACCUUAGCGUCAAGCAGACCCGCCUGGUCAUUGUGCAGCAUGCAGGUGUCCGCUACGUGCUGGGACGAGUCCUGCCCGGACAGCGGGACGGAUCCAAGGAGUGGUACUUGGCAUUUUCCAGUUUUCUUGAUGAAGCCUUGGGUUUUAAGAAGUGUGAUGCUCUGCCCUCGUUGAUCCGCGAGCCAGCUUCCAAGUUCAGUAUGCAGAUGCAUGUCGAUGACUUGUUGGGUGCAGGCAGCAAGCGCUUUCUUCUUGAGCGCCUCCGGCCCACGCUUGAAUCAAAGUAUCGUGUAAGCAUCCGCAUCCUUGAGGCUCCGGGGGACACGAUUUCGUUCUUGAAGCGGCAUCACACACUUCUUGCUGGCGGUAAAAUGCUGCUAACACCCUCGGCCAAGCAUUUUGAAAAGUUGUUUUCUGUGAUGAAAAUCGAUGAACGGAGUGCUCCGAAGAAGACUCCUCAUGCGCCGCAGCUUGAUGAAGUAGACAACAGCGAGCUUCUCGCGUGUGCAGAUGCAAAGGCUUUCCGCUGUGCCAUUGGCAUUCUUUUGUACUUGGCAGUGGAUUUGAUCGAGUGUCAGGGUGCCAUCCGUGCGUUGAGCAGCUACAUGACUUCGCCAACACGCAAUGCGCAGGCUGCUUUGAGGCAUCUGUUGAAGUAUCUUCUUGAAGGCCAACACCAUGGUCUCUUGCUUGAUCGCAGAAACUGUUACAACGGAGUUUCCGGCGAGAUUCCGAGACCGAGCCAGCCGAUCCUGUGCUUAGAAGCUUUUUCGGACGCCAACUGGGCGGCGCAUCGCGGCUCUCGCAAAUCGGUUAGCUCAGGGAUGGUGUUCGUAGCAGGUUGCCUUUUGUACAGCUCUAGCCGUACACAAAGGGUGAUUGCUUUGAGCUCAGGGGAAUCGGAAUUGCUUGCGGCGACGUCUACGCUUUGUGACGCUUUGUUUGUUCGGCAGCUGCUCGCUUUCAUUGCCGACGAUGAGCCACCCCAGAUUCAUCACUUCCUGGACGCCAGCGCUGCCAAAGGCAUCAUGGAGCGAAGCGGCGUCGGCCGCGUUAGGCACUUGAGCGUCCGAGUCUUGUGGACUCAGCAGCUUGUUGCGGAUAAGAUCAUCAUGCUUCGCAAAGUUGCAACGUCGAUCAAUGUGGCCGACCUGAACACCAAAGGCCUUUCUCGGAGCCGCAUGCUCAUGCUUUUGCACAUCAUCGGUUGCUGGCAUACUGUGCAUGAGUGCUUUGUUGGAGAAGAUGAGAUUGCUGAUCUACGCUACAAGCAAGCAAUGAAGGACGCUGUGCGUGCCGUCCGCUCCACAUCGAGUGCGUCCGUGAGCAAGCCUAUGAUUCAGGCCAUUGUCAUCGCUGUUGUGAGCGCCUUGAGUCGUGCUGCGGAUGAUGCUGACGGUGACAACGGCUUGGAUGACUCAGGAGCUGAUCUUCCUGACUGGGCUAACCGGGUCCUUGUGUGGUUCUUGGGACUGUGGGUCCGCGAUGACACCGGCGUGUCUGUCAUCGACAUGCUUGUGCAGCCCCAUGCUUUGGUCCUUGCGUGCGUGACAAUGCUGAUGCUUGUGUUGUGCAUCCGCACUUUGUGCUGCAGGGUAUCUGAUCGCGGCCAGGUCAAUGUGCAGAUCGCUGGCCCUCGUGAUCAUGUCUCUUUUCAGUUUGAUCGCCAGCUCAAUUUGCAUGUUGGAGUUGGUGCGCCUGGGACUCCUACGAAUCCUCUGUCUUUCGACUUUGAUGGUGAUGAUAGCCCUCCACAUGUUUUGUCCGCGCUACGCAAAGGUGCAAGGUCCAAAGCUUCUACCAGACCAGGUCCGAGGUGCGAAGAUGAGGAUGCUCCUCAUCCCGACGCGAGUUCGUCAGCAGCACCGCCCACUGGUGCGAUGAAUGCAGUGCAGGCUCAUGUGCAUCCUGCUGACCAUGCAUCAGCACCUGGAACACCAGCAGAGUCAAUGAGUUCGCAGCUUUCGACGCAGUCGUUCCGCGAGCUGCACGGGUACCCUAUCGCCGUGGCACGGAGGAUGAACCACCGUGGGAGCCUCGUGUGGGUGUCGCACACGGGCCGCUGCUAUCAUCGUCUCCGGUGCUUUAAGCUUGAUGGGUGCGAUCGUGUGAAGGCGUACGAGCGCCACGAAGCACAGAACCGCGGACUCCGUGCAUGCAAGAAAUGCAAUCCUUGA